CAGGGGCAAGCUCAGUGACUCCUCUAUACACGUUGAACAGUGAGAGACAUGGCAAGAGAUGGCGAGGGGAAUGAGCAGACUCCAAUCACUGCUGCUGAUGCUCUGAUCAAGGGAAACGGGCCUUAAAGCUAUAGGAAAAAAAAUAUAAUAAUAAAAAAAAAAACAUAAAAAAAAAAGAAAUCUAAUGAAGAAAGAAGUGAAGGAAGGCAGAAGUUCCAUGUAAAGCAUUCCUGGGACGUUAAACCAGCACGCCAGAUGUGUUGUCCACAAGCCUGCACGUAUAAACAUGAACGCUCAGCUGACCAUGGACAAUAUUGGGGAUCUGCACGGGGUGAGCCAUGAUCCGGCCACUGGAGAUAUGAUGAACGGCAGCCCCCAUCACAGGGGACCGGUGAGCCAUCGCAGCAAUCACAUGGCUGCCCACCCGCGAUCCAUGGGCAUGGCAUCGAUCCUGGACGGAGGAGAAUACCACCAUCACCACCACCGACCCCCCGACCAUGCCUUAACGGGGCCGCUUCAUCCCACCAUGACCAUGGCUUGUGACACCCCACCAGGGAUGAGCAUGAGCAGCACCUACACCACGCUGACCCCCCUGCAACCCUUACCACCCAUCUCCACCGUGUCCGACAAAUUCCCCCAUCACCACCACCACCACCAUCACCACCCUCACCAGCGGAUACCGGGCAACGUCAGCGGCAGCUUCACCCUCAUGAGGGAUGACAGGGGGCUCACCUCCAUGAACAAUCUCUACAGCCCCUACCACAAGGAUGUCUCCGGUAUGGGGCAAAGCCUGUCUCCGCUCUCCGGCUCGGGUCUGGGGGGCAUCCACAACGCCCAGCAAUUGCCCCACUACGCCCACCCCAGUGCCACCAUGCCCACCGAGAAGAUGCUCACCCCCAACGGUUUUGAAGCCCACCAUCCUGCCAUGCUUCCCAGGCAUGGAGAGCAACAAUUUACCCCAACAUCGGCUGGCAUGGUGAACAUCAAUGGGAUCCCCCACCACCCCCAUUUAAAUUCCCAGGGUCAUGGGCAGAUUCUGGGCUCCAUCAGGGAGCAGAACCCAAACUCCAUGACUGGUUCCCAGGUCAACAAUGGAAGUAAUUCAGGGCAAAUGGAAGAGAUCAAUACCAAAGAGGUAGCUCAGAGGAUCACCACUGAGCUCAAGCGGUACAGCAUCCCCCAGGCGAUCUUUGCCCAGAGGGUACUGUGCCGAUCACAAGGGACCCUAUCAGAUCUGCUGAGGAACCCCAAACCUUGGAGCAAACUCAAAUCGGGCCGGGAGACUUUUCGCAGGAUGUGGAAGUGGCUUCAGGAGCCAGAAUUCCAGAGGAUGUCAGCUCUCAGGCUAGCAGCUUUGGUACCAGCCGAUCCGGUAUUUCAGCACUCUGGACAGUUGCCUGCAGACUCCCUGGUUAAGAUCGGCUAUCCAUCACAAAGCACCCAGUCUAAUCACUUGUCAUGUAAACGAAAAGAACAAGACCAUGGCAAAGACAGAGGGAAUACACCAAAAAAGCCAAGGUUGGUCUUCACAGAUGUCCAACGGAGGACUCUUCAUGCAAUAUUCAAAGAAAAUAAGCGCCCAUCCAAAGAAUUACAGAUCACCAUUUCCCAGCAGCUUGGCUUGGAACUCAGCACAGUCAGCAACUUCUUCAUGAAUGCUCGCAGGAGGAGUCUAGAUAAGUGGCAAGAUGAAGGCAGCUCGGGAAAUACAUCAUCUUCAUCAAGCACUUGUACCAAAGCAUGAAGGAAACACAAAAUAAAAAUAAAAAAAAACUACAACCUCGGUGGAAAAGCUUUAAUAAAAUGGAAAAGGACAUCCAAUUAGCAGGUUUAUACUUUAAAAACUAUUUCAAACCAAAAUUAUUUAUAAGUCCAAAGAAACCAAAGACUCAUUUCUCCUGUGAACUUUUCUUCUUAGCGCAUUUUUCAGGAGAGCGACUUGCAAAAAAAUAAUAAUAAUAAGACACGUUCCACUGGCCUUACACCUUCAGCCAUCAUCAUCAUCUUCACAGUAUUUUGAUGUCUGGUGGUUUGGAGCAUCGUGAUCUCUUGUCAUUGAAUGGACAUUUUCUGAUAUGGGUAGUCAUUGCCACCGCACAUUUAAACAUGAAGGUGUACGGUGUAUCUGUACUUACAGUCCAGUGGUAAGGAACUCGGUCAUAACUUGUCUGCAGGUUGGGAUACAGUGUGACCAACAAGUCGUCUUGAGUUUAUUGGAACUGAGUGUAGCUGUGUCAUUUGAACCUAGCGGAUUCAAGGUUUUGCUGUUGGCGUUCAAAUGAGUAAAUGGCACCUAGACCUGUGCAUUCUCUUUGUUUGUUAAGAGUUGUCCAGACAAAUAGAAACAUGACCUCUCCCACAAGUGCAACAUACCAAAGAACACAUUUAGUAUAGUAGUUCAGGUGUUUUAUUGCAGUAAUUUUAAUAUUUCAGUGAUAUUUUUACAUACUGUUGUAUGAAGAAAUGUAGGUAUAAACUAUUCUAAUUUCUUACUAGAAAAAAAAAAAAGAAAAUUCACAAACAUUCAUUAUAACCAGGACUGUUAUUUGUAAGGAAACUUAAUGUUAGGGAUUUCUUUCGCUGUCGUAGAUAUUUGAAGGAUGCAAUCUGCUUGAACUGAGCACAAGUACUUUAUGCUUUUGUGACCUCUGUUCACACAUACCACAAACAAGUUAAUCAACUACAAUAUAUAUAUAAAUAUAUAGAUAGAUAGAUAUAUCUAUCUAUAUAUCACAUUCAUAUUUUUUUCCUCAGUGAAAUUCAUCUUGUUGCUUUUCAAGGACCAGACAUUUUUAUUCUUCCCAUUCCUAGUAUUACGAAUAUGUGUAGAUUGCUGCCUUUACAUAUAAUGGAAACAAUUACCAAUACACUCUUCAGUCUCCUGGAAGUCAUUACUGAAAUAUAAGCAGGCAAAUAUAAUAAAAGGCAGUGCAAACAAUAAUGAUGUGCUAAAGUGAACAGCAACCAACCAUAUGCCUAAAGGUAUUAAAAGGUGAUUUCUAAUUCUGGUGCUGUUAUACUCCUUAUGAUUUUUUUACACAAUGCUAUAUGUAUACAAUAACCAGUAGAUUUUUCCCAGCCAUAUAUAAGUAAUUGGUCUCCAUAACAAAUUAAGUUUUAUUCCCCCCAUGUACACCUUUUUAAAUAACAAAAAUAUCAGCCAUGUUAAAGGAUGGUUGCCACUAAAGAAAAUAUAUUGUAGCCAACACUUAGGCCUCGUACACACGCAUGAGUUUCUCGGCAAAAACCAGCAAGAAAUUUGCUGGGAUUUUUUUU
Rana temporaria (common frog) is the source of this 3276-nucleotide messenger RNA. RefSeq names its product one cut homeobox 1 (gene ONECUT1). The transcript is spliced from 3 exons. Gene Ontology annotation, molecular function: RNA polymerase II cis-regulatory region sequence-specific DNA binding; DNA-binding transcription factor activity, RNA polymerase II-specific. The record is from RefSeq and is a predicted model, not a curated record. Gene Ontology annotation, cellular component: nucleus. Bases 287 to 1744 code for a protein of 485 amino acids. Gene Ontology annotation, biological process: regulation of transcription by RNA polymerase II. Lineage: Eukaryota; Metazoa; Chordata; Amphibia; Anura; Ranidae.